CGAAUUUAGUGUGCGACGUCAUUAACCAAAGCAGCGCCGCUUGUACGAAGAUAUCGUGCUAGCUGCUGGUUUGUUGUUCUUCUGAGCUCGGUGUUAGGCUGGGCUGUUUUCUCCUCUGGAGCAGGCCCUGCCCCCCCAGGAUGAUUAACUCAGAGAGGGGAGCUCCGGAUGCUGUUGCAGCAGAACCCAGCAGUAAGAAGGAGACGGAAAAGAAGAAGAGGUCCCGUGUCAAACAGCUGCUCAGUGAGGUGAAGAAGCAAGUGGAAUUCUGGUUUGGAGAUGUCAACCUUAGCAAGGACCGCUUUCUGAAAAAGCUCAUAGAUGAGUCUGACAAUGGAUAUGUUGAUAUAUCCGUGUUGGCGAGCUUCAAUCGAAUGAAGCAGUUGACAACUGACACGAAGCUCAUUGCCAGGGCGCUAAAAAAUUCAUCUAUAGUUGAGGUCAACCUCGAGGGAACUAAAGUAAGGCGUCAGCUUCCAGUUGGGCAACUGCCAAAUGAUGUAGACAGCCGCACAGUUUAUGUGGAACUUUUGCCGAAGGAUGUGACACACAGCUGGAUAGAAAGAGUUUUCACAAAAUGUGGAAAUGUGGUUUAUGUUAGCAUCCCUAGAUACAAGUCUUCUGGGGACUCCAAGGGUUUUGCUUUUGUCGAGUUUGAGAAAGAGGAGCAAGCGCAGAAAGCCAUAGAGAUGCUGAACAACCCUCCUGAAGAUGCUCCUAGGAAACCAGGGAUUUUCCCCAAGACGUUACACCGGAAGCCGAUUCCUCUCUCCGCCGACAAUCCACCAUCACGUGAAGAAGAAGAGAAGAAGAAGCGAAAGAAAAAGAAAAAGAAAGAAGGCGCCACAGUGCAGGUGCCUGCAGAGGAAGCCCGAGAGCAGUCGAUGGAAGCAGAGCCAGCUGAGCUAAAGAAGGAUUGUGAACCCGAGGCCAGCGGCACUCAGAAGACAGCAUCCAAACUGUCGGAGAAAAAAAGACGACGGUCACAGACAGCGGAGGCAUCAGAGAGUGAUGUACCAUCGAAGAUGAGGAGAACCAGUGAAAGUGAAACUGGCGAGAAAGAGAAAGAUGGAGCACGGAGUAAUUCACCCACUAAAAGAGCCGCACAGCAGGCUGUCGAGAAGGAGAAGGAAAAAAAAGAUGAUGCAAACGUCAAAGCAAAAAGGAAGAGAAAAAAGAAGCACAAGGAGAAACUGAAAAUUGGGGAAGAAGUGAUCCCACUCCGGGUUCUUUCAAAGAAAGACUGGCUUGAAUUAAAAGAGGAGUACCUGAGCUUGCAGAAGUGCAGCAUGUCAACCCUGAAAAAGUGCAUGAAUAAAAUGAAUCCCAAGAAGGACGAGAUAAUGGAGACAGAUGGAGAUCCUCAAGAUGCACAUGUUGAUGAGGAGAAUAAAAGUGAAAAGGCAACUAAGGAAGGACCUCAGUUUGUCAGUGGGGUCAUCAUGAAGAUUACGGACAACAAGCCACUACCAGGGAGGAAAAUCAUCAAGGACACAUUGUGCAGGAUUUCUCCAGUGGCCUAUGUGGACAUCUUAGAAGGAGAUGCUGAGGGACACAUCCGUUUUCACUCGCCAGAGGAAGCGAAAGCUGUCAGUGACGUUCGAGCAGAGCUGCAGAAAGAGCAAAGCUGGAAGCUGGAGAUUAUCACAGGUGACCAUGAACAAAGGUACUGGCAGAAGAUCCUGGUGGACCGCCAGGUCAAACUGAAUCGUCCAAGGGAAAAGAAGCGGGGAACGGAAAAGCUCAUAUCCAAAGCCGAAAAGAUCAUCAUUGCCCGUGCCAAGGAGGCUAAUAAACACAUCCAUUUUGAAGACGACUGACAGCUACUGAAAUUAGUUUUCGACAGCCGAGCGAGGCUUAACUCUGUAGACUUUACAUGACGUAGUUUGAAGGGGACAGUUGGUGUUGGUGUGUACCCGCAAGAGAAGUGAACAGAAGCCUGAACAAGAAGAUUAAAUGAAUAACCUUCAGCCUUUUUUUUUUUUUUUUUUUUUUUUUGCACUGGAGCCUGUAAGAUAACAUGCAUUAGACUUUUUAAUUAAUGGACUUAAAAAAGAAGACUGUAAAUAUAACUGAGGUGAAAGUUCUCUCAGUUAUGACAAUGUGUUAUUUUUAAUAAAAUGUCAUUUUAUGGUUUACAGCAUUUGUUGCAAAUUUCCAACCCAGUUGU
Messenger RNA from Archocentrus centrarchus (flier cichlid), 2170 nucleotides. It is a transcript of the gene larp7, whose product is annotated as La ribonucleoprotein 7, transcriptional regulator. The record is from RefSeq and is a predicted model, not a curated record. Gene Ontology annotation, cellular component: ribonucleoprotein complex; nucleus. Lineage: Eukaryota; Metazoa; Chordata; Actinopteri; Cichliformes; Cichlidae. The transcript is spliced from 13 exons. Gene Ontology annotation, molecular function: RNA binding. Bases 141 to 1820 code for a protein of 559 amino acids. Gene Ontology annotation, biological process: RNA processing.